UUUUCUAGUUGGGCGGUUCGGAUCGGAAGAAUAGCGGGAAAGUGUUUGCGUGUGCGGACAGGUUUUUUUUUUCCAAAGAGUGGAAAUUUUGCUGUGCUAAAUUUUCCAGCUUCACCCGUGUGAUGUGACGAGAUUAUGUGAGGAAAAUUUAAACGAAGAUUACCACAUCAAAGCAUCGAUUGGAUUACGGCAACUCAUCGGAACAAAUCUAGCAAACGAGCAGAAAUAUCAUCGCUGGAGCCAAUUAGUAGCGGCAAGUGUUGCAUGGAACGCGAGUGACACCGUAGGACGAUACCAGGAUGUCCCACUUUAGAAUCGAUUCGCUGCCCGAUCCGGAGAAUCGCUAUGAGCUCGGCGAACUGCUUGGGGCUGGAGUGUGCGCCAGGGUGUACAAGGCGGUGGACACCAAGGCCAGCAACAAGACGGUGGCGAUCAAGAUUCAAAAGUACGAGGCGGAUCUCAAGUCGGUGAUCCAGGAAGAGUUCCGGAUUCUGCGUGAUUACUCGAAGCAUCCGAAUCUGCUGGAGUUUUACGGUGUCUACCGGAAGAAGGUUCCCGGAGAGGCCGACGAGAUCUGGUUUGUGCUGGAGUACUGCGAAAAUGGUCCGGUGGUGGACGUGAUCCGCAAGAUACAGGUCACCAAUCGGCGAGUUAGCGAGGAGCAGAUCGCGUACAUCUUGCGGGAAACGGCUAAGGCGCUGAUCUACCUGCACGAGAACCACAUAAUCCAUCGCGAUGUUCGGGGUCACAACAUCCUGCUGACCAGGGACGGUGAGGUUAAGCUGUGCGAUUUUGGUCUUUCGAGGGAUAUAAAGUCAACGCUGGGAAAGCGGGGCACUUGCAUCGGAUCACCGUGCUGGAUGGCCCCGGAGAUCAUCACCAGCGGAAAGAAUGACAACGAAGUCUACGACAACCGUUCGGACGUGUGGGCGCUGGGAAUUACGGCGAUCGAACUGGGCGAUGGCAAGCCUCCGUUUCACGAGAUGCACCCAACGCGGAUCAUGUUCCAGAUCGUGCGUAAUCCACCGCCGACGUUGUAUCGACCGGCCAACUGGACCCAGAACUACAACGACUUUAUCAACGAGUGUCUGGAGAAGAAUCCGGACCAUCGACCCUUUUCGAUGGAGAUCAUCGAGCAUCCGUUCCUGACGGAACUGCCCGAGAAUGAUUACCAUAUCGGUCAAGAGCUGCGAAUGCUCGCCGAAUCGGUUCAAGAUGUGCUGCUGAUCCACAAGGACGAAAUGAAGUUCAUGAAGGGGGCACUUAAGGGACCGGAUAACAAGACGGAAAAGAUGCACGUUGAAGAUCUUGCCGCGCUCGAGACCCUCUCUGAGGAGACAAUCUUGGACGAGCUGAUCCAGCGGUACAAGAGUGGAUCGACCUACACGUUCGUGGGCGAUGUGCUGCUAUCGAUGAACCCGAACACGGAGAUGCCGGAUUUGCCGAGAGGGUUCCACUCAAAGUACAACUGCAAAUCCCGGUCGGACAACUCGCCGCACAUCUUCGCCAUCGCCGAUAGCGCCUACCAGGACAUGUUGCACCACGAAGAACCGCAGCACAUCAUCAUGUCCGGUGAGAGCUACUCCGGCAAGACCACGAACGCCAAGCUGUGCAUGAAGCACCUGGCUUAUCUGGGUGAGGGCAACUCCGGAGUAGCCCAGAAGAUCCAGUCCGGGUACAAGGUUCUGUCGGCGUUGGUAAACGCCGGAACUCCGCUGAACUCGGACUCUACCCGGGCAAUCGUGCAGACGCAGAUGACGUUCGGAUCAACGGGGAAGCUAUCCGGUGCCAUUUUCUGGGUCUAUCUGCUCGAAAAACUUCGAAUCUCAUCCACCAACAUGAACCAAUCCAACUUUCAUAUAUUCUACUACUUCUACGACGCGAUGGAGGCCGAGCAACGGCUGCGUGACUUCUCGCUGGAACGUGGCCGUAACUACCGUUACCUGCGUAUCCCGGAGUCUACCGCGGGAACCAAGCUCAAGUACGUUCGGGACGACAUCCAGGGCAACGUAACGGCAUUCCACGAUUUCGAGCAGUUACUGCUCGGACUAGAAAUCUCGCCCGAACUGGUCGAAACGUUCUACAGGACGUUGGCGUCCGUUCUGCUGCUGGGAGAGGUUCGCUUCCGGGACAACGACGGGGUUACCGAGCUGGAGGAUUACGAAGUGGUUGGCAAGGUGGCCAACUUGUUGAAGCUGGACGAGAAAAAGUUCCAGUGGGCGCUGCUGAACUAUUGCGUCAUCAUUAGAGGUUCUGCGGAGAGGAGACGCCACUCGGCGGACGAGGCACGUGACGCGAGGGAUGUGCUGGCGGCUACGAUCUACACCCGGCUGGUGGAUUGGCUGGUUAAUACCAUUAAUCAUAAGAUGUCGUUUGGAAGGGCUAUAUUCGGUGACAACCACUCCAUCACCAUCACUGAUCACUUUGGAUUUGAGUGCUUCCACCGGAAUCACAUUGAUCAGCUGGUGGUGAACUCGCUCAACGAGCAGAUGCAGUAUCUGUACAAUCAACGUAACUUCGUUUAUGAGAUGCUCGAACAGGAAGAAGAACAAAUCCCAGUUGUCCAACUGCAUUUCUACGAUAACAAACUAGCUGUAGAUCAUCUGAUGAACAAACCUAAGGGUAUCUUCAGCUUCAUUGACGACGCCAGUCGAGGUCGGCAUGGUCAAAACUACAUCAUCGACUCCGUUCACACCAACAACAGUCCGUUCAUCAAGCGGGCCAGCGCCAGUGAGUUCAGUGUGGCUCAUUACACUGGACGGAUAACCUACGACGCCAGGGAUAUGGCCGACAAGAAUCGGGACUUUAUCCCACCGGAGAUGAUCGAAACGCUGAGAAACUCCACGGAGGACAUGGUGAAGAUCUUGUUUUCGAACCCUCUUUCGAAAACGGGAAAUUUGACGAUGGCCGCCGAAGAAACGCUGGGAGUUCACACGCAAAAGUCGAACAAGAAGAAGCGCUGGGGAGCGGCGCUCGUUGCGGAAAAGUGCAAGGUCAAAAAGAUGAUGAACACGCUGUCCCGAGGUCAGUACUCGCAGGUGCACAAGAUGCGUACGAUCGCUAAUGUGUACCGUGCGACCAGUCUGGAGUUGAUCCGCUCGUUGGCGAUCGGACCGAACAGCGGAGGAACGCACUUUGUGCGCUGCAUUCGGUCCGAUCUGGAGUAUCAAGCGAACGGCCUGUCCAAGGAGAUGAUACGGCAGCAGGUUCGUGCGAUGGCGGUUUUGGACACGGCCAAGGCUCGCCAGAAGGGCUUCUCGCACCGGAUUCCGUUCCAAGAGUUCAUUCGGCGGUACCAGUUCUUGGCGUUUGACUUUGACGAGAAUGUUGACUUGACGCGGGAUAACUGCCGACUGCUGUUGAUUCGCUUAAAGUUGGAGGGUUGGGUUAUUGGGAAGACCAAGGUGUUUUUGAAGUAUUACAACGUGGAGUAUCUGUCGCAUCUGUACGAGACGCAAGUCAAGAAGAUCAUCAAGGUGCAGUCCAUGAUGCGAGCGUUCCUGGCUAAGCGGGUCAUUGCGUCCAAGCUGAAGAGCAUCCAUCGAGAGUCUAUUCGCAAGCGCCAAAUCCAGGACAAUCCGGAACAGGCCGCUACCAAGAUCCAGACCGCAUUCCGGGGCCACAUGGCUCGAAAGAAGUACCGGCCGCUGAUCAACGAUCGCACCGGAAAAUUGGACGACGAAACGGCCGAGUUCAUGAAGCCGUUUGCGUACCGCUGGCGGAAGAAGUCGAUGUACCAGAUUCUGUUGAUGUACCGUGCGGCACGCUACCAGGAUCUGGUCAACUUUAGCCAACAGGUCCACAUCUACAACCAACGCUUCGUGGCGGGCACCACCACCUGCAGCAACUGCAUCAUGACGGAGAAGAUUGACGCGUCGCAGAAGAACCGUGCCCUGCUGGGUCCGGUAAAGCCUUCGGUUUGGAAGCUGCGCUUCCGAAUGGACGAGAUUCCGUUCUUCGACACGACCUACAUGUGCGACCCGUCGUCUGUUUCGUACAUGUAUACCGGUAACGACUCCGACACCGAAGACUGGGACGCUCCGCUGCGCCGCAGGAAGAACGUCUCGUCGGAGAUUACCAAAGCGGUCCAGCGCAACUCGGAAGACAAUGGGAUCGCGAACGAGCCGUUCCACCGGGAUCCGAGUCUUCCGAUCAAGAGAUUAUCCCCAGGAAGAACCGUCGACUACCAACCUCGUCGUUCCUCCCCGAUCGCUUCCCCGGUCAAAAUGUCCUCCGUGUAUACACCGGUUCCGUACGCUCGCCAAAGCAUCGACGACAUCCGUAACAAGUUCAGUGCCCCAGGGUCGGACGAAGUGCUGCCAAAGGUUGCCGUGUACAAGAAACGCCAAGCGCCACGGGCUCCAGGAGACUCAUUGGAGAAGGAACCGUCUCCCCCCAGCGAUCGUGAAAUCAACAAGAGCUACAAGAAGCGGCCAGCCCCGCAACCGGCGGCCGUCAGAUCGGACUAUGGCUACGAAACCAAGGUGACCCCGACCAAGAUCAAUCCCAUUCGCGAGAUGCAAAUGAUUGGCAAGAAGAACACCGUGGACGAGAACGACAAUUCGGACGACGAACCGCCGUUCAACUUCCAAGGGAUGCUCCGCAAGACCAACUACAACCGGGCGUCGAUGAAGCGCACUCCGAACGACAGCCGGAUGUCCGUGUCGAACUUUGACUUUGACGACUUCAACAACAACAACAACAACAACAACGGAAAUUCGUUUGAAAAGUUCAACCGCUCGGAAGGAAACGUGGUCUACCAGAGCAAUAGACCCAAGUCUUGCCAGGGCAUCCAGGCGAACGAUUCCGCGGCAGGAGCCACCGCGUUGCAACGCAAACAUUCGCUGUCCCACGAUGCGAUGAUGUUCAAGGAGUCGGCUGAGCCAACCGACGAAGAUGGAGCUCGAGCUGGACCAUCGCGUAGCCAUUCGGUGUCACCGUUUGACGAGAACAGGAACAACUACGUCCACCAGGAGAUUGCUCCGGGGAUCAUUAUUGAGGGGUACUGUGAGGACAUUUAAGUUCGACGUUGAGAUGGGUGGGGGUGAUUAUUAAAUGUGCAAAGUUUAUGUUUGUCGUCUUCGUGGAUUGUUAAAUUUAUUGAUUGUUUUGCAAGAUUAAAGCUCUUUGUAUGUUUCGCCAAAAA
Molecule: messenger RNA, 5146 nt
Organism: Culex quinquefasciatus (southern house mosquito)
Lineage: Eukaryota; Metazoa; Arthropoda; Insecta; Diptera; Culicidae
Gene: ninaC
Product: neither inactivation nor afterpotential protein C
Exons: 13
Coding region: 300-5021 (1573 amino acids)
Biological process (GO): protein phosphorylation
Cellular component (GO): myosin complex
Molecular function (GO): ATP binding; protein tyrosine kinase activity; protein binding
Source: RefSeq, a predicted model, not a curated record